This is a messenger RNA of Acromyrmex echinatior (Panamanian leafcutter ant), 1927 nucleotides long. RefSeq names its product b(0,+)-type amino acid transporter 1. Gene Ontology annotation, cellular component: membrane. Gene Ontology annotation, biological process: amino acid transmembrane transport. The record is from RefSeq and is a predicted model, not a curated record. Lineage: Eukaryota; Metazoa; Arthropoda; Insecta; Hymenoptera; Formicidae. Gene Ontology annotation, molecular function: L-amino acid transmembrane transporter activity.
AGGAUGAAUAUCCUCUUAUCAGUGUUUCGCUAAUGUCUGCGAAAAAAGCAACAAGCUGAUCCAGUCUCGAUUUGAAGCUCCGACCGUGAUAAACCCAUCCAAUAGCUUCAGUCGCGUGGUGGAGCCCAUUACCAUCGCGCGUGGAGCAUUAACAACGAAUUCACGAUUGUUUCAGCCUAGAAGAUAAAGACUACCGCCGCCGUUUCCACCACCAUCGUUGAACAGACCAGCCGUUCAUGCAAUGUGUCAUUGAAUUUUGAAUCACUAUUGACAGUGUCGUUGGAGUGUGCAACGUGCUUCACGCUCUUAUUUUUCGUUCCGUUCUCAACAUACGGAAAAAAUGGCAUGCGAGGAGAAGACGGUCGAGAAAAUCGAGCUGAAGAGAGAGCUGGGGCUCUUCAGCGCGGUCAGCAUCAUUCUGGCGGUAAUGAUAGGUUCCGGCAUUUUCGUAUCACCAACCAGCGCUUUUGAGCGAUCAGGAUCUGUAGGAUUUUGCUUAAUCGUUUGGAUCAGCUGUGGCGUGCUGUCUCUAUUAGGUGCAUUGGCCUUCGCCGAAUUGAGUACCGUGGUACCACGUUCUGGUGCCGAAUAUGCAUAUUUCAUAGAAGCCUUCAAGCCUUUGCAUCCAUAUGCCGGUCAGGUGCCAGCGUUCAUCUGUUCUUGGAUCUCUGUGAUACUGUUACGACCGGCAGAAGUAGCAGUAAUUACAUUGACUUUCGCGGAGUAUAGCGUGCAGCCAUUUUCCGGAUAUCUUUGUAAUCUAUCCAGCGACUCUAUGACAACGCUGAAGAAACUUAUAGCGAUUAUGGCAUUGAGUUUGAUAACAUAUAUUAAUCUCAUCAGCGUCAAACUCUACGUAAAAGUGCAGAAUGUGUUCACUGUGUGCAAAGUAGUUGCAUGUAUGGUAGUAAUUAUCGGUGGAAUAUGGUGGCUGAGCACAGGUCACGUAGAACUUCUCAGUAAUCCUUUUCAUGGUACUACUACGUCAGCUGGCAAUAUUGCUCUGGCCUUUUACAGCGGUCUCUGGGCAUAUGACGGAUGGACUGCGACCGCGAUGAUUACUGAAGAAAUCCAGAAACCCGAAGUCAAUAUUUUUCGGAGCACGCUCAUCGCGGUCCCCGUCAUCACCAUUCUAUAUGUAUCCAUGAACUUGAUGUAUAUGGCAGCGUUGACAAUGUCAGAGAUGAAGAGCGCACCAGCGGUGGCAGUAGUUUGGGCUGACCGGGUUCUGCCGUCUUGGAUGAGUUUCGCAAUACCACUCGGUGUAGCGUUAUCAACUUUUGGAUGCGCUCUUAGUAUUCAAUUCAGCGUGGCCAGAUUGUGCUUCGUUGCCGCCAGCGAGGGCCAUGUACCACGAGUCUUCAGUUACGUACACAUCGAGAAGAUGACACCGGCUCCAGCAGUGAUUUUGCAAAGUAUUCUCUCACUAGCAUGCCUGCUGUUAGGCGAUAUAAUCGCCUUGAUCGAGUUCGCUAGUUUUCUUAUGUGGCUAUUCUAUGGAUUAGCGAUGAUAUCGCUUAUAAUUAUGCGACGGACCAAAGCAAACGCUCCUAGACCAUACACUGUACCUAUUGUGAUACCUUGGCUGAUAUUAGUGGUUUCAAUCUUUCUUACAGUGCUUCCGAUAGCUUACGAACCAUCGAUAAAAUAUUUAUUCGUACUUAUAUUCGUCUUGUGCGGUCUUGUCGUAUACCAUGUAUUCGUGUACAAGAAAAUAGGAAAUACCUUAUCAGGUGAGUAUAAUAGGAUAAAAAAAUAUAUAGGAACCUCUUACAUAAGAGAUUUAUAUAUCAUUGACACCAAACAUAGUUUGCUUCAUUUAUCAUGAAAUAAAAUUUGUUUUUGUCUUUUUUCAGCCAAGCUAACAUAUGUCAUGCAAAUGUUAUGUCUAGUCGUUGCUCCAGAUAAAAAGGAAGACUGACCAAAU